Messenger RNA from Vitis riparia (riverbank grape), 1844 nucleotides. RefSeq names its product homeobox protein HD1. Gene Ontology annotation, molecular function: DNA binding. Gene Ontology annotation, biological process: regulation of DNA-templated transcription. The transcript is spliced from 5 exons. NCBI's taxonomy places the organism in Eukaryota, Viridiplantae, Streptophyta, Magnoliopsida, Vitales, Vitaceae. The record is from RefSeq and is a predicted model, not a curated record. Gene Ontology annotation, cellular component: nucleus. The coding region runs from base 640 to 1515 and encodes 291 amino acids.
GGAAAAAGAGGGGGAAAAUGAAAGGAAAAAAAGAAAACUCAGGAAAAAGCAAUCAAAUUGUCAGGCCACAGAGGCAGCUUUAUCUCUGAUCGCUUUACCUCACAGUCACACCUCUCUCUCUCUCCCUUUCUUUCUUCCUCUCUCCCUUCAUGGUAAUGAUUCUAUAGCCCCUGGCCUCUUCAUCUCUCUCUCAAUCUCUCUCCCUCUAUUUAUAUUUGAAAAUUGUGGAAGCUCUCUCUUUCUCUCUCUCUCUCUCUCUCUCUCUCUCUCUCUCUCAUCUGGAUGCUGCUUGCUUCUUUCUCUUUCUCUGUGUAUGUAAAAUCUGUGUGUCUACAGAAGUGGUGCAGAAAGUUGUGUCUCAGAUCCCGAUAUACGGCCUCUCUUCUUACACCAAUAACGAGAAAACUGUCUGCUUUUUUAUCUUCUUUCUCUCUCCACCACCAUCACCACCCCCUCCCCCUACUAUAAGGGAGAGACACACCCCCUUCUCCUCUGUUGUGGUCCUCAACCUCUCAACCCUACACCCCUCCCCCUCGCUUUUCCUUUCUUCCUCUAAUUGUUUUUUCCUUUUUCACUAGUUCUCAGCUUUCUCCACCCACCAGCAACACUUUACUUUGAUUCAAAAAUACAAGAACCAAUAUGCAGGAACCGGGUUUGGGAAUGAUGGGUGGUGGCGGAAUUGGUGGUUUGAGCGACGGUGAUCAGCAGCAGCGCCAGCUCAAGGCGGAGAUCGUCACACACCCACUAUAUGAGCAGCUACUUGCAGCUCAUGUAUCGUGUCUCCGUGUGGCCACGCCGAUCGAUCAGUUGCCGCUGAUCGACGCGCAGCUGACGCAGUCCCAUCACCUCCUCCGCUCCUACGCGUCGCAGCAGCACCACCACGGCAACUCCCUCUCACCCCAUGAGAGGCAAGAGCUCGACAACUUCUUGUCGCAAUAUUUAUUAGUCUUGUGUACUUUCAAAGAACAGCUUCAACAACAUGUCAGAGUCCAUGCUGUUGAAGCUGUCAUGGCCUGCCGUGAGAUAGAACAAACCUUACAAGCCCUCACUGGGGUGAGUCUGGGAGAGGGGAGUGGUGCAACCAUGUCUGACGAUGAGGAGGAGAUGCAGAUGGAUUUUUCAUUAGAUCAAGGAGGGGGUGACGGGCAUGACAUGAUGGGGUUUGGUCCACUGCUGCCAACUGAAUCUGAAAGGACUCUCAUGGAGAGAGUACGGCAAGAACUGAAGAUUGAACUCAAGCAGGGAUUCAAAUCAAGAAUCGAGGAUGUGAGAGAGGAAAUUCUCAGAAAAAGAAGGGCAGGGAAGCUACCAGGAGACACAACCUCCGUGUUGAAAAGCUGGUGGCAGCAACACUCAAAGUGGCCAUACCCAACUGAAGAUGACAAGGCAAAACUAGUGGAGGAGACGGGGUUGCAGCUAAAGCAAAUCAACAAUUGGUUCAUCAACCAAAGGAAGCGCAACUGGCACAGUAAUUCUCAGUCGGUGACCGCCUUAAAGUCGAAGCGCAAGAGGUAGAGAGAUCAGCAUCAUCAUCGUCAUCAUCAUCUAAUUUCAUACUAAAAACGGCAAGAUGAAGAACAUACUUGUGUGUCAAUAUAGCAGCUGCUUAUGUAACCUCCUGGGCAUGCAGAUAACUCUCUAGACCAAAAACAAAAAAACCAAAAACACCUGAAGCUGGGAGUUUGAAACAACCCCUGGAAGUUAGAGAUCAGGUACAGAAUGUAAUUAAUAUAUGGGCAUACAUAUAAGGUUGUAGAUUCCUAACUUUUUAACAAAUGUAAGAUGCUUUCCAUUACCUCCCUUUUUACCUUACUCUUUCUUCUCUUAAAUUCUUAUUUUCCUCC